Messenger RNA from Sclerotinia borealis F-4128, 1752 nucleotides. The record is from the annotation of a GenBank genome assembly. NCBI's taxonomy places the organism in Eukaryota, Fungi, Ascomycota, Leotiomycetes, Helotiales, Sclerotiniaceae.
AUGCCUUCAUAUUUGCGAAACUUCACGUUAUACAGCAGUUUUAUACUGCUUGGCCUCUCACAUCUGAUAGCUGCACACGGCGAAGACGAACCGGAUAUGGAUAUGAGCAUGCAAAUAAGUUCUAUAGCUUCAGCUACAGCUACAAUUUCACCUGCCAUGAAUAGUACCGCGGUGGCCGAACCCUCGAGUUAUUUUCGACAUUCUGAACAUGGAGGUCUCAUGGUAGCUCAUAUCAUACUGAUGACCAUAGGAUGGGUAUUCGUUCUGCCAAUAUGUGUGAUGCUAUCCAUUUCUCGAUCUCGAUUAAGUCUCCCUACUCAACUUACAUUCCUGGCUUUAAAUGGCUGCGGUCUUAUCUGCAGUAUAAUCUAUAAUGCCUCUACCCCAGACCUUUAUCCGAACAAUGUACAUCAUAAAUUGGGGUGGUUUUUGGUUUGCAUAGUAACUGUGCAAGUGGUGAUUGGAGUGGUCAGUGCCUACGCGGGGCGCAGAGGCGAGGAAAUACAGGAGAAAUCUGGGUAUAUUCCGGUUUCAAGAGAAGCAAUGGCAGAGCAUACCCGUAUGCAUGAAGGACCUCAAUCUGUCACUAGAUUUUCGGAUGAUAGUGGUCAAGGUACGGAACCAAAUACUGGAUCCUCACAAAGUCAAUCGAUAUCUUUGUCUGGGGAUGAUGAAAAUACGCUACAUGAAUCAGAAAAGGACGAGCCGGAAAAAGUGGGUUUGAUGGAAGGUACCCGGGUGGAUCAAUAUUUAUCGAAACGACUUCCAGGAUCACUUCCUGUACGUCUUUUGCGCGUUAUUCGAUUUGUAUAUGAUGUUAUAGAUAGAAUCAUUCUUCUAUUGGGCUUCGCUAUUCUCACGUCUGGAUUCGUCACAUAUGGUGGUUUAUUCAAAGGUGCCGAGAUUUACAGUGGUCUUGCACACUUUAUUAAGGGUGGAGUUUUUUUUUGGUAUGGAAUCUUGACUCUUGGUAGAUGGGCAGGCUGUUUCGCCGAAAUUGGCUGGUCCUGGAAUAUCAAACCUCGUAAUGAACGGCGGUUCUCUCCAACUGCUGAAUUUGUGGAAAGUUUCCUCAUUUUUCUCUAUGGCUCUACAAAUGUUUUCCUGGAACAUCUAGCUGCUUGGGGGAAUGCAUGGAGUGCACAAGAUCUCGAGCACAUUUCAAUCACCUUCAUGUUCAUUGGUGGUGGACUGUGCGGUAUGCUCAUCGAAUCAAACAAAAUUCGCAACUUUUUGAAUGCAACGGCUCAACAAUCAUCAUCUCAAAUGUCCCCCUAUCAUACAGAAGCGCAGGAACCAAAAACCUAUAGAUUUUCAAUGAAUCCUAUACCAGCGUUAGUCAUCAUGCUAUUAGGAAUGAUGAUGAGCUCACACCACCAACAUUCAAUGGUCUCAACCAUGAUCCAUAAGCAAUGGGGAACUCUACUUGUGAGCGCCGCAUUUGCGCGUGCGGCUACUUAUGUCGUGUUUUAUCUUGCGCCACCCAUUUCGAUAUUCCCAGGCAGACCCCCGACCGAAAUCAUUACUGCCUUCUGUUUGAUGGCUGGAGGUUUUAUUUUUAUGGCUAGUAGCAAAGAUACGGUCAAAUCAAUUGAACUGAACGGCCUAGAUGCGAUGUUCAUUUUUACCGUCUCGAUGGGUCUUAUUACAUUCCUCAUGGCUUGGAUUAUUUCAGUGGUUGCGAUCAAAGGAUGGGCGAUAAGAAAGGAGAAGAGGUGGAGUGGUGGGUAUGGGGUGGAAGUAAAUGCAUAG